This is a messenger RNA of Rotaria sp. Silwood2, 1533 nucleotides long. Lineage: Eukaryota; Metazoa; Rotifera; Eurotatoria; Philodinida; Philodinidae. The record is from the annotation of a GenBank genome assembly.
AUGGAACAUUCAUAUAUUCAAUUGAAUGAUUUACCGGAUGAAAUUCUUAUUUAUAUUUUUAAAAAAUUGACUAAUGCAGAAGUACUUUAUUCUUUAUCAGGUGUCAAUAAACAAUUAAAUAAAAUAAUAUAUGAUUCUAUUUUUACAAAUGAUUUGUCUCUUAUGAUGUCUACAUCGAAUGGUUUGGUUUAUUCAUUAUCUGAUUUAAUACUUGAUCGAUUUUGUUCAUAUAUUUUACCUUCGAUUCAUAAAAAAAUCCAAUGUCUUCACCUCGAAUCACUUUCAAUGGAACGUAUUCUUCGUGGUAGAAAUUAUCCGAAUUUAUAUGGAAUUAGUUUACAUAAUAUUCAAGCAAAAACAGCUAUAGAUCUUUUUACGAAUGAAACUUCCAUAAUUCGUACAUUGAAAAAUCAACUUUUAUCAUUAACUAUCGAUAUUAGUACACCGAAAACAGAAGAUUUUUCAUAUGAUGCAAACGCAAUUAUAUUUAAUCGUAUCUUUACUGUGUUCAAUAAUUUACAAUAUUUAAAUUUUGGUCGAUCUUCAAUGUGCGAUGACCGAUUAUUCUUUUGUUUGACACGUCCAACUGUUAUCUCUAGAAAUUUGUUAGAAUUACAUGUCUGCUUGAAAACUUUUUAUGAUUGUCUUUAUUUACUUGAUGGACAUUUCAAUCAACUUCGUACACUUCAUGUUGAUGUUUUUGUGAUUAACUUUAUGAAUAGAAGAGUCAACUAUACGGAAAAACUACCUACUUUAAAAUCCUUUUGGUUACACUGUAAUAUGACAAUAUUUGUUUAUGAUGAAUUAGUUUUACCAUUUUUACAUCGAAUGUCAAAUUUAGAAAAACUUGAUUUGUCUAUUAAUGUUGGUGAAAGAAAAACUCUUUUUGAUGGUAAUGAUUUUAAGAUGAAUAUUAUUAAUCAUAUGCCACAAUUAAACAAAUUCACAUUUAAUAUUUGUUCAUUAAGUAAUUUUUAUAAUGAAAUUAAUUUACCAUCAAAUGAAGAUAUUCAAAAGACAUUUAGCGACUUUUACGAUAAACAAAUUAUCUACUGGGCUGAUUAUUUUCCAAAACAAAAACGAGGUUAUUGCCAUAUUUAUUCAUAUCCAUAUAAACUGAAAUAUUACAAUAAGAUAACGAAUAAUUUUCCAGGUGGAAUAUUUAAAUAUGUUCGCGAAAUAUUAUUAUAUGAUGAACGCCCUUUUGAACAUGAAUUUUUCCUUCGAAUUCAAAAAUCAUUUCCAUUCAUCGAAGAAUUAACUGUACAUAAUCAUAAACGACAAAUUAAUAAACAAUUUAGAAAAUCAAUGAAUGAAAAUCAAGAUUUAUCAAUCAUUAAAUAUCCUUAUCUUAAACAACUUGAUCUUAUUGAUACUUGCAUAGAUUACUAUGAACAAUUCUUAUUCGAUACUAAAAUGGAUUUACCAUUUGGUGUUCGUGUUCUUAUGAAUAAUGAACUAGUGAAAAAAGUGACACGAAAUUUCACAAGAAAUAGAACAAGAAAUAACUGUGCGAAAAUUAAAAUUUUGUAA